Molecule: messenger RNA, 3568 nt
Organism: Rhincodon typus (whale shark)
Lineage: Eukaryota; Metazoa; Chordata; Chondrichthyes; Orectolobiformes; Rhincodontidae
Gene: slc35b1
Product: solute carrier family 35 member B1
Exons: 5
Coding region: 28-627 (199 amino acids)
Biological process (GO): UDP-galactose transmembrane transport
Cellular component (GO): endoplasmic reticulum membrane; Golgi membrane
Molecular function (GO): UDP-galactose transmembrane transporter activity; UDP-glucose transmembrane transporter activity
Source: RefSeq, a predicted model, not a curated record
UUGGUUAAAUUGUUUUGUCUUUCAGUGAUGGUUUUAGGAGUCCUACUUGGAAGGAAAAGAUACCCAUUCACCAAGUAUUUGUGUGUGCUGCUCAUAGUUUUGGGAGUAGCAUUAUUUAUGUACAAACCUAAGAAAGGGAUUGGCAGUGCAGAUGACCAUAUCUUUGGAUUUGGGGAAGCACUACUAUUAGUCUCCUUGACCUUGGAUGGAUUAACUGGAGUAGCACAAGAUCACAUGAGAGCUAAUUUCCAGACUGGGUCAAACCAGAUGAUGCUGAAUAUAAAUGUUUGGUCCAGUUUAUUCCUGGGAAUAGGAGUCCUGUGUACUGGAGAAUUAUGGGAAUUUCUAAACUUCACUGAACGCCACCCCAAUAUUCUCUACAAGAUACUUCUGUUUAGUUUAACUAGUGCCCUAGGCCAGAGUUUCAUCUUUAUGACAGUUGUUUACUUUGGACCUUUGACCUGUUCAAUCAUUACUACGACCAGAAAAUUCUUUACUAUCCUUGGUUCGGUACUUAUUUUUGGUAAUCCGAUUAGCUCUUUGCAGUGGGUAGGCACUGUCUUUGUAUUUCUAGGACUUGGUUUAGAUGCCAAAUAUGGAAAGGCAACUAAAAAAAAUCAUCACUAAACACUGAGGCUAUUAUUCAACCAGAAGAUUUUGAUCAUCAAUGAUGUUGAUGUCUGAAUUUCAUUUAUUUUUAAAUUCUCUCCUUAGGCUGUUAUGUCAAUUAACUGUUGGAAUAGUUGACUUUUUUUUUGAAAAGAAUGUUCCUAGAUUUCUGUAUACACGUGAAUACUUUAAGAUUUUACACCAACAGUUUGUGCAAUACUUCAUUUAUAAUCCAGGACAUUUAAAGUAAUGCCUCGUAUCAGACUUCACUGGUAAGUGCUAUCAAUAAGAUCCUAAAUUUAAACAAAGAACUGCAGAUGCUGGAGAUCUGAAACAAAAACAGAAAUUGCUGGAGAAACUCAGCAGGUCUGGCAGCAUUUGUGGGAAGAAAACGUUAAUGUUUCAAGUUCAGUGACCCUUCAGAACUGAGUCACCAGACUCAACAUUAACUCUGCUUUCUUCUCCCAGAUGCUGCUAGAUCUGCUGAGCUUCUCCAGCAAUUUCUGUUCGUGUUACAAUAAAAUUCUAGUACUGAUUUUGGUUCUUGACAUUUGCCAUGGAUUGUUAAAUAAAAAUCCUGAAUUUCUUAAAAGGUAAAAUUAUUCCUAUUAAUUUUCUUGUAUUGUUUGCAUGUGUUUAAUGCUUUUGUUAUCAUUUUGCAGAAUUGAAUUGUAGCAUUUUCUCUCCAAAUUUUUAAUUGUCUUUAAAACUCCAGAAACCCGCUUCCUCAUGUUUUUGCCUAUAGUGUAUGAAAAAGAUCAGUGGUUCGGUACAACUUGGAUACCGAUAUGAUUAUAUAGUCAUAGCUUAAAGUUACAUUAUCUGAUUGCUCGUCUGCAUGACCCUGUUCGGAAAAUCUCAAAGGUGUUUACUUCAAUUCUUCUCAAUUCUUCCUCACAAAAGGAAAAAAAUGUAGAUGCUAGAAAUGUGAAAUAAAAGCUAAAAGCAUUUGGCCAGUCUGGCAACAUGUGGAGAGAGAAACCAGUAAUUUUUGGAGGUCAUUAACUAGACUGGAGUGUUCUACUUUUAAUACUCAAGUUCUUGAAUUGUUUAAAAAAUACAACCAAAAUUUAUUGAGGUAACAAUUAAGAACUAAUUUUUUUUUAAAAAAUCAGUAACUAGAGAUUAUUCUUAACUCCAGCUUUUGCAAUUUGGAGUGAGAAUUGUUAUCAAUUUGUAUUUGCUACUGCCCAGUUACUGUAGUCUGUGUGAAAUUAAGCACAGUUUAUUUGAUGCUAUUUUAAUCAGCCAUGAUCUUAUUGAAUGGUGGAGCUUUGAGGCUAGAGGGGCUGAAUAGCCUACUACUGCUUCUGAUUCAAAUGUUCAUACUUAUAUUUAAAUGUACUGUGUUUUUAAUAGCUACUUUAAAGUGAUGCAGAAAAAGUUAAGAAAUAAACCCACUACAAUCUGAUUUCAUUGCAUUCCAUUUAUGCAACCCAUGUCAGAGAGCCAUCUGUUCUUUGCCCAUUGUCCCACAUGGUUCAGAGAAUGAUUUUUGCAAGUUGUGGAAGUUUUCCAAAAGAAAAUCAUCUAUUUUCAAAAUAAAAGCUUUAAACCAUACCUUUAUUGUAAUAUAUUUUAUACAUUUAUAUUGUCCUUUGAAGUGACUAUGCCUUUCAAAGAAGACAACUAAUUAAUCAAAGAGCUCUGGUUAGAGCAGAGGAGAAUAAGUAUUGAUUUGAUUGAGCUGUUUACAAUUAUGUAUGAUUGGGGCAUUGUAGAAUGAAACAGACAAUUUUCAUUGGCCAUAGAUUCAAAAAAUGAAAAUGUAGAUCAAAGAUUAAACGUGAGACUUUGGAUGAGGUGUAAGAAAAGGCUUUGAGACUGGCUUGUACCACUAGAGUUAGUAGUUGAAACAAAGACCAUGCCAAUGUUUAAGAUGAUUAAAUGGUUAUUGAAAGAAAGGGGAAAAUUGCAAUAUAGAAUAGGCACUAGAGAUUAGGACUAUUAGAACAACUGCUUUUAUGGAGCAGGAACAGCUGCUUUUAUGGAGAAUGAGCAGCAAUGUAGACUAUUUUGACCGAUAUUAGUCUCCAUAUUAUGUGUAAAUAUAGUACAUUCCAGCUACUGUUUUAAAGUGCAGCAAUGAUGAGGCUUUGAGGUGGAAUAUCAUGUAGGUUAAUCGUAUCAGUACUGUAAGGAAAGUUUGAUUUCAUUUUAAUUGCCUUAUUUGUAGGGUUGAGGGCAAAAAAAGCCUUGUGUACAUCUGUAGAUCAUCGGGUUGAUUUCUCCAUUUGGAAGUGGUUGUAAAAUAUGAGAUGGCACAGGUGAUCUUUGCAAUUUAUGGGAAAUUAUUAAAUGCCAUCUGUGAAAAAUUGAUUUUAUAACAUUUUGGAGCAAGAUUCCAUAAGUUUGUGAUAUAAUCAAUGAGUGGCCAUGGCUAAUUAUAAGUAUACUUGUAUUAAACUUUAGAAAUCAAAUUGCCUGAGUUGAAGAUGCAUUUCUAUCCCUCACUCUUCAGUUCCACUUGCUGCAGCCACAAAUAAAUAAAGUAUGCACUGUUCAUGAAAAGCUUCAUAAAAACAGCUGAUCUUGAUCUGGAUUAACAGACAUUUCAUAUUCUCAGGAAUAGCAUCGGUUUUGGCAGAAGAAACAAAUGAGAUCAAGGUGCAGUUUCUGUUCCUAGCAGCAUUAUUUGCUUUACAGCAGUACUUGUCAAGACUUGCAUCAGCAAUUUACAGUUUUCUAGAUCCAUAGAGGAGGUGAAAAGCAAUGGUGAAUGUUUAACCGUUUUGAACCCUGAAAACAAUACUAAAGGACUUUUGUUUUAUGUGUUAAGGUGGUGUGUGGGGCUGGGGAUAAGACUGCAUUGAUCAUUUUUGUUCUCAUGUAUUUAAUCCAGUUAUUGAUUUUUAACAUUUUUUGGGAAUAAAUAAUGUACAAUGUUUAUUAUCAAAAUACAAUAUUAUUUCAUACUUUUGAGUCUCAAAGUUCAACAAAUAAAAACAGUUUUUGAUAA